Platichthys flesus (European flounder) is the source of this 9234-nucleotide messenger RNA. RefSeq names its product sidekick cell adhesion molecule 2b (gene sdk2b). The record is from RefSeq and is a predicted model, not a curated record. NCBI's taxonomy places the organism in Eukaryota, Metazoa, Chordata, Actinopteri, Pleuronectiformes, Pleuronectidae. Gene Ontology annotation, molecular function: protein binding.
CAUCCUCUGCUAUACACUACUCCCCCGGUGCCGCUGUCCAACUGGUUACAUCGACCUUGACAGCGCGCGGCGCGGAGGAACUUUACUGGGUAUCAGCGGGGGGUGUGUGGAUGCGCGUGUGAGUGUGCGCGUGCAGCGGAUCCGUUGGAGCUCCUUCUUCCAACAAGGAUUCGAGGGAAAAUAAAAAAGUCUGUGACCGCGCGCAACGCAGCCAGCGACAGGGAGGCUGAAGUUUGAAGAAGAGGAGGAGGAGGACGAGGAGGAGGAGGAGCAGGAGGAAAAACGCAGCAUCUCAAGGACGCAGGAGGAAGAGUCGAUGGAAAAGUAUGAGGAGCCGCUGGUCGUCUUACAGGUGCACCGAGAGACCGGAGCCGGGGUUUGGACCUAGCCUGGAUUCAUCUGCCUGAGCUGCGGUCAGAACCCCCCCCACGCCUGCUCCCGCACUUGGAGGAGAAUACCCCCGUGUCUCGUGGAGCCCGUAGAACUGGAGUGCCGUUGAGCAAACGCAGAGUUUGAAUCUCUCUGCUCGCGUGAGGCUGCUUGUUUUAUCUCAUUUUUCCUUUUGCGCGCUCUGAGCUCGGUGCGCUCUGCCCGGCGCGAGUGGCAAGUCCCCCCCCCCUCCUGGACGAGAGAGACCCAGCAGGAGGCGGUUCGGCGGCGGAGCCACACGGGAAAUCGGGGGCACAUCGGCGGCAGCGUGCCUCAGGCUCACCGGGCACUUGUUGUCCACCCUGCACGGUUUGGAACCAUGUUCGAGGACCCGUGGAGCGGAUCGAUGCGGCGCGCCACAUGGAUUUUAUCCCUUUCCUUCCUCGUCCACUUUACGCAAGCACAAGAUGACGUGCCUCCCUACUUCAAGACGGAGCCGGUGCGCAGUCAGCUCCAUCUGGAACGCAACAGGCUGGUGCUGACCUGCAUGGCCGAGGGCAGCUGGCCACUGGAGUUCAAAUGGAUCCACAACAGCACAGAGUUGACUCGCUUCUCACUGGAGUACAGCCCCCCCCCCUGCCUGUCUUCAUGUACUGUGGAAAACCCUGGUGACACCACCGGGCUGUCCAUCAAGGCGGCUCGGUUCAGACUCCUUGUGACUGUGGCCUCUUCUUUGCAGUCCUUUUUUCUUACUCUGUGCUUUUCUGAUCAUGUGUGUGUGUGUCUGUGUGUGUGUGUUCUGUUUGUGUGUCCUCCUGCAGUCAUGGGCAGCUUUGAGGAAGGUGAACGCGCCCAGUCGGUGUCUCAGGGAGAGGGCGCCGUCGUCCAGGCCCCACGCAUCCGCAGCUUCCCCCAGCCACUCACCUGGUUCCGAGACGGGAGGAAGAUCCCCCCAGCAGCCAGAAUCGCCAUUACUCUGGACAACACGCUGGUCAUCCUGUCCACGGUGGCCCCGGACGCCGGGCGCUACUACGUGCAGGCCGUGAACGACAAGAACGGAGAGAACAAGACCAGCCAGCCAAUCACCUUGUCCGUAGAGAAUGUGGGAGGUCCAGCCGACCCCAUCGCCCCCACCAUCAUCAUCCCACCCAGGAACACGAGUGUGGUCACAGGCACCUCGGAGGUCACCAUGGAGUGCGUGGCCAACGCCAGGCCUCUUAUCAAGAUGAGCAUCUCCUGGCGUAAGAACGGCGUGCUGGUGAGCUCCGGCCUGAGCGACUUCAACCGGCGGCUGACCGUCCUCAGCCCCGUGGUGAGCGACUCCGGCUUGUACGAGUGCGAGGCCGUGCUCCGCAGCAGCAGCGUGCCGUCGGUGAGCGCCGGGGCUUACCUGCACGUACAGGAGCCACCGCAGUUCAUCAAAGAGCCAGAGAAGCACAUCACAGCCGAGAUGGAGAAGGUGGUGGACAUUCCCUGCCAGGCCCGGGGAGUGCCGCAGCCGGACAUCGUGUGGUACAAGGACGCUCUGCCCAUCGACCCGGUGAAGACGCCCCGGUACAGGGUGCUGGUGGGGGGCAGCCUGCAGGUCAACGGCCUCCUGCCCGAUGACACCGGGAUGUUCCAGUGCUUCGCCAGAAACAUGGCGGGAGAGGUUCAGACCAACACGUACCUGGCUGUCACCAGCAUCGCCCCGAACAUCACAGCCGGACCCUCCGACAGCACGGUGAUCGACGGCAUGUCAGUCAUCCUGCACUGCGAGACCUCCGGCGCUCCGAGGCCGGCUAUCACCUGGCAGAAAGGUGAGAGGGUGUUGGCCAGCGGCUCGGUGCAGCUGCCCCGGUUCACCCUGCUGGAGUCCGGCAGCCUCCUCAUCUCCCCCUCGCACAUCUCGGACGCCGGCACCUACACCUGCAUGGCGAGCAUCCGGGGCAUCGACGAGGCGUCCGCGGACCUCGUGGUCUGGGCUCGCACCCGGAUCACCACCCCCCCACAGGACCAGAGUGUCAUCAAGGGAACUAAAGCCGUCAUGACGUGUGGAGUGACACAUGACCCCAGUGUCACUGUCAGGCACAUCUGGGACAAAGAGGGCGUGGUCAUCAACGUCCAGUCCAUCCCCCGCAUGCGCCUGGAGGUGGACGGGACCCUGCACAUCUCCCAGACCUGGUCCGGUGACAUCGGCACGUACACCUGCCGAGUCACCUCCGUCGGCGGCAACGACUCCCGGAGCGCUCACCUCCGCGUCAGGCAGCUGCCCCACGCCCCGGAGAACCCCACAGCCCUGCUGAGCAAGUCGGAGAAGAGAGCCAUCGACCUGGCCUGGGCCAAACCCUUCGACGGCAACAGUCCCCUCAUCCGCUACAUCCUGGAGGUUUCUGAGAACAAUGCGCCCUGGGCCAUCCUGCUGGCCAACAUCGAGCCAGAGUCCAAGGCGGUGACGGUCAAUGGUUUGAUCCCCGCCCGCUCCUAUCAGUUCCGCCUCUGCGCCGUUAAUGACGUGGGGAAGGGGCAGUUCAGCAAGGAGACCGAGCGUGUUGCUCUGCCAGAGGAGUCCCCCAGUGCUCCCCCUCAGAAUGUCAUUGCCAGUGGUCGGACCAACCAGUCCAUCAUGAUCCAGUGGCAGCCGCCGCCAGAGAGCCACCAGAACGGCAUCCUCAGGGGAUACACCGUCCGGUACCGCCUCACCGGGCUGCCCGUGGACUACCAGAUCAAGAACAUCACCAGCCCGGAGGUGACCAACCUGCUGCUGGAGGACCUCAUCAUCUGGACCAACUACGAGAUCGAGGUGGCCGCCUACAACGGGGCCGGUUUGGGCAUUUUCAGCCACAAGGUCACAGAGUGGACGCUGCAGGGAGUGCCCACCAUCGCCCCCGGGAACGUGCAGGCCGAGCCGGUGAACUCCACGACCAUCCGGUUCACCUGGAUGGCCCCCAACCCCCAGUUCAUCAACGGCAUCAACCAGGGCUACAAGUUGCUGGCCUGGGAGCCCGGCCGAGACGGGCACGUGUCGAUGGUCACGGUGAGACCGAACUUCCAGGACAGCGUCCACGUGGGCUACGUGACGGGUCUGAAGAAGUUCACCGAGUAUCACACCUCGGCGCUGUGCUUCACCACGCCGGGCGACGGCCCCCCCAGCCCCCCCAAAGCCUCGAGGACACACGAGGACACUCCCGGCGCCGUGGGUCACCUGAGUUUCACUGAGAUCCUGGACACGUCCCUCAAGGUCAGCUGGAGCGUGCCCGUGGAGAAGAAUGGCGUCCUCACAGGUUACCGCAUAUCGUGGGAGGAGUUCAACCGGACCAACACCAGGGUCACCCACUACCUGCCCAACGUCACCCUGGAGUACAGGGUCACCGGGCUCACCGCGCUCACCACCUACACCAUCGAGGUGGCCGGCAUGACGUCCAAGGGCCAGGGUCAGCUGUCGUCCUCCACCAUCUCCUCCGGCGUCCCACCAGAGCUUCCCGGCCCCCCCACCAACAUGGCGAUCUCCAACAUAGGCCCGCGCUCCGUCACCCUGCAGUUCAAACCCGGGUACGACGGCAAGACGUCCAUUUCCCGUUGGCAGGUGGAGGCUCAGGUCGGAGUGGUCGGGGAGAACGAGGACUGGGUGACGGUCCACCAGGUGUCCAACGAGCCCGAGGCCCGCUCCUUAGAAGUGCCGGGACUCAACCCCUACACCUUCUACAGGUUCCGGAUGCGUCAGGUGAACAUAGUGGGAACCAGUCCUCCCAGUCAGCCCUCCAGAAGGAUCCAGACGCUGCCGGCUCCUCCUGACAUGGCCCCGGCCAACGUCACCCUGCGCACCGCCAGCGAGACCAGCCUCUGGUUGCGAUGGAUGCCUCUACCUGAAUGGGAAUACAACGGGAACGCGGAGCAGGUGGGCUACAGGGUCCAGUACUCGCGGGCCGGGUCACUGGGCCGAGCGCUGAUCCACAUCAUCGGAGAUCGGCUGGAGAGGGAGUUCACCAUCGAGGACCUGGAGGAGUGGACGGAGUACGAGGUCCGGGUCCAGGUCGUGAACGGCAUCGGGACGGGACCCUGGAGCCAGCCGGUCAAAGGCAGAACCAGAGAGUCUGUCCCGUCCUGUGGACCCACCAACGUGUCGGCCUUCGCCACCACCUCCAGCAGCAUCCUGGUGCGCUGGUUCGAAGUCCCUGAGCCGGACAGGAACGGCCUCAUCCUGGGCUACAAGGUGGUGUACAAGGAGAAGGACUCGGACAGCGCCGUCCACUUCUGGACCGUGGAGGGGAACGCCACGCACAGCGUCCAGCUCACCGGCCUGGGGAAGUACGUGCUCUACGAGAUCCAGGUCCAGGCCUUCACGCGGAUCGGAGACGGACGGCCCAGCUCGCCGCACAUCCUGGAGAGGACUUUGGACGACGUCCCCGGACCUCCGGUGGGGAUCCUGUUCCCUGAAGUGAGGACCACCUCAGUCCGGCUCAUCUGGCAGUCCCCCUCGCAGCCCAACGGCAUCAUACUGGCGUACCAGAUCACCUACCACCUCAACUCCACCAGCGGCAACACGGCCACGGUGGACGUGCUGAGCCCGAGCGCUCGCCAGUACACGGUGACCAACCUGAAGCCCGAGUCCAUCUACGUGUUCCGCAUCACGGCGCAGACCAGGAAGGGCUGGGGCGAGGCGGCCGAGGCCCUGGUGGUCACCACCGAGAAGAGAGCUCGACCACAGCCCACCAGUCUUCCCAUGGUCCCCCAGAAGGACGUCCAGGCCCGACAGGUGCUGUUGUCCUGGGAGCCGGGCAGCGACGGCCUGUCCCCCGUGCGUUACUACACAGUUCAGCUUCGAGAGCUUCCCGAGAGCAACUGGACCGUCCACUCGGCCUCCGUCAACCACGAGGCGUCCUCCUACAUCGUGUCCAGGCUGAAGCCCUUUACGUCCUACCAGUUCAGAGUGAAAUCCACCAAUGACAUCGGAGACAGCGAGUACAGCGAGGAGAGUGAGGCCAUCACGACUCUGCAGGACGCGCCCGACGAGCCGCCGGCCAUCCUCUCGGUGACGCCACACACCACCACGUCAGUGCUGAUCCGCUGGCAGCGCCCCUCUGAGGAGAAGAUCAACGGGAUCCUACUCGGCUUUCGGAUUCGCUAUCGUGAGCUGCUGUACGACCGCCUGAGGAGUUACUCCGCCCACGCCAUCAGCAGCAUGUCCAGCUGGGCGGAGCUUACCGCCCCCUACAGCAUCCGGAACCUGAGUGAUUCAACCCUGGUCCAGUACGAGUUGGACAAGCUGAGUAAACACAAGCGCUACGAGAUACGCAUGAGUGUAUACAACGCCGUGGGCGAGGGGCCAACCAGCCCCCCCCAGGAGGUGUUUGUGGGAGAAGCAGUGCCGACAGCCCCGCCCCAGAACGUGGUCAUCCAAUCCGCGACAGCCACCCAGCUGGACCUGACGUGGGACCCCCCCCCUGUGGACGCACAGAACGGAGACAUCCAGGGCUACAAGGUUUACUUCUGGGAGUUCCAGCGCAAGAACGAGACGGAGCGGCUGCGGACUCUGUUCAUGCCCGAGGGAGGAGUGAAGCUGAAGAACCUGACGGGUUACACCACCUACAUGAUCAGCGUGGCCCCCUUCAAUGCAGCCGGGGACGGGCCCCGCAGCGCGCCGACCAGGGGACGCACUCAGCAAGCAGCUCCCAGUGCUCCCAGCUUCAUCCACUUCAGUGAGCUGACCACCACCUCGGUCAACGUGUCCUGGGGCGAUCCCACCUUCCCUAACGGCAUCAUCGAGGGCUACCGCCUGAUCUACGAGCCCUGCACCCCCGUCGAUGGCGUCAGUAAGACAGUGACGGUGGACGUGAAGGGGAGCGGGCCCCUCUGGCUGAAGCUCCGGGACCUGGCCGACGGCAUCACGUACAACUUCCGCAUCCGGGCCAAGACCUUCAUCUACGGGCCAGAGGUGGAGGCCAACAUCACCACGGGUCCCGGAGAAGGAGCUCCUGGGCCACCUGGAGAACCCUUUAUCACACGCUAUGGUUCAGCCCUGACCAUCCACUGGACCGGCGGGGACCCGGGACGCUCUCCCAUCUCACGCUACGUCAUCGAGGCCAGACCUUCAGAUGAAGGAUUGUGGGAUAUCUUAAUAAAGGACAUCCCUAAGGAGGCGACAUUGCACACAUUCAACAUGGACCUCCUGAAGCAAGGGGUCAGUUACGACUUCCGGGUAAUCGGAGUGAACGACUAUGGCUACGGCGCUCCAAGUCUGCCCUCCCCGUCUAUAUCCGCACAAAAAGUGGCGCCGUUCUACGAGGAGUGGUGGUUCCUGGUGGUGGUGGCGCUGGUGGGGCUCAUCUUCAUCCUGCUGCUCGUCUUCAUCCUCAUUAUCCGGGGCCAGAGCAAGAAGUACGCCAAAAAGUCUGAAUCCGGAAACAACUCCAACUGCAACGCCCUGACCCACGGAGACAUGGUGAGCCUGGACGAGGGACGCUUCCCGGCUCUGGAGCUCAACAACCGGCGGCUCUCCGUGAAGAACUCCUUCUGCCGGAAGAACGGCGUCUACACCAGGUCUCCUCCCAGGCCCAGUCCAGGCAGUCUCAACUACUCGGACGAGGACGUCAGCACAAAGUACAACGACCUGAUCCCUGCAGAGAGCAGCAGCCUGACGGAGAAGCCCUCUGAGAUCUCUGACUCACAGGGCAGCGACAGCGAGUACGAGGUGGACCCCAACCGACAGAAGACCCACUCCUUUGUCAACCACUACAUCAGCGACCCCACCUACUACAACUCCUGGCGCCGCCAGCAGAAAGGCAUAUCCCGGGCGCAGGCCUACAGCUACACCGAGUCCGAGUCAGGCGACCCGGACCACUGCGCCCCACCCCCGCUGCCUCCUCUACCUCCGCUGCCGCCCCAGAUCAGUUCACCCAGCCCCCAGCCCCAGCAGGCCCAGGGCCAGCCCCAGGGUCAGCCCCAGGGUCAGCCCCAGGGUCAGCCCCAGGGCCAGCCCCAGGGCCAGGGCAGCCUGUUUAGGCCCAAAGGUAGCCGGACUCCCACCCCCUCCCUGCAGAGCUCCAACCCCCCCAGCGCACACAGCACCCUCUACAGGCCACCGAGCAGUCUAGCACCGGGAUCGCGGGCCCCAAUUGCCGGCUUCUCCUCCUUUGUGUAAAAAAAGAAAAAUGCUGAAAGGGACAAGAAAAUUUCUGGAAAUAUCUCAACCCAACUUGUGUUGAAGGAGAACAUUGCAUUGCCCGACGCGCAGUCAACCCGAUCAAGUCUUCUGUCUUUCCUUGUUUUCAUUGCUUCUCUUUGUCGUAUGUUUUCUGACUCAGCCUGGAUCGACACUAUGAGACCUUGACCUUUAGCACUUCUUUUGUCUGAUGAGUGUACGUGUGCUAAUGUAGACUUCGAUUUUCUUUCACCGGUUGAUACAAAUAAGACUAAUUCACUUUUUAAUUGGCUAGUUGAACUAUUUGCAUGACUUUUUUCUUACAUUUAUUUCCUACUCUUUUGUUACUUUUGUUGGAGCACAUUCAAAUGGUCACGUGUCUGAUUAUGUACAAAGCCACAAGAAUCUCUGAACACACACAUGCGUAUAAAUAUACAUAUAUAUAGUAGAUGUACCUAGAAGACAAAAUCAUGCCAAUGCUACGGAUGCACUGAUGGAGACUGAGGAUGAAGGAGGAGCCAGUGUUUGUGAAGCGAAAGGACAAACGUUUGUUUGGAAGGCCUGGAUGUAAAAACAAAGAAUAAAGCGGAGGACAGAAAGGGCGGACGUGGAUGUGGGAUUAAUGCCAAAUCAAACAUAUUUUAACGUGUUGGCUGGAAGAGUUUAAAGUGGACAUUGGAGAUGCAACCUCAAUGGAAACGGCUCUCUGGCCGUUAGCACACAUACGUAGAAAAGCAGGACACCACUCGGCCACGGCGGGUCGAAUGUGACUGCUGUGCCUGGAAGGUCCUGCGGAUAUAUGAAAUGAGUGUAUAUCUGUUGAAGUGAUUUAGUCUUUAAGUCUUUUUUUUUUUUGGUGAGUGUAUUACAGUGAAUCAAAGAUGCCUUGAUAGAGAAAUGCUUAUUUAUGAUAUCUGGCACCUGAUUAUGCUCACGGUGCCCCCCCCCCCCCCCCCGGACUGUGGCAUCGUGAUUGGCUGGCCUCGUAACUACAAGAGCCAAUCUUUCAAUCCGGACAGAUGUGGGGCCGUGAAUUUGUUUGCAUACACAACCCAUAGGUUUUUUGUUUUUCUGCACACUUUGCUGGCUCUCGUAUUAACACACACACACAAUGUCUCAUUCUGCACAUGUCUACUGAGAACGCUUUGAAAUGUCCAAAACUCUCUGCAGCAGUAUGGGACUGUUACAUGUGGGCGCUGUUGCUUGUCCCGCUCGACUGUGAGCAGAGGGAUUCUGAAGAGGAUGUUUCCCCCCCACCCCCCCGGCUGGUCGAACUCUCGCCUGUCACGGAUCACUAUAUCGAGAGAUGAUGUCACCUCUUUCCCUUUUUUUGUGUAAUCAACUGCUCUGUACUAUUCAGGUGUGGCUGUGCCGUCCCAAAUGCUUAUGAGUAUGUGUGUGUCUGUGUGUGUGUGUGAUGACAGAUCAUUCACCGUGUCUGGUUGUAAAGACUUUGUCCUGCAGCAACUGUAAACCUGCCUGGAGCGAGGCCACAGAGGGUCGGCACCGUCCAGCCGCCUGCCACGCGCGCUCGUACCGCUAUAGUGACGACUCAGUGGUGUGUGUGUUCCCAGUUUACCAUGGUUUUAAAAGAAAAAAAAAGAAGUAAAAAUUCAUCUGCUUAUAUUUUUUAUUUUUUCUCUCUGUGGGGUGAUUUCAUUGUACGCAACAAACGCUUAUCAUGCAGAAUCUGAAUGAAUAUAUGAUCACAGUACAUUUCUGAAAUAAAUUAUUUUUCAAUGUUA